Messenger RNA from Neurospora crassa OR74A, 3496 nucleotides. RefSeq lists its product as hypothetical. The transcript is spliced from 5 exons. NCBI's taxonomy places the organism in Eukaryota, Fungi, Ascomycota, Sordariomycetes, Sordariales, Sordariaceae. Bases 104 to 3496 code for a protein of 1130 amino acids. The record is from RefSeq and is a predicted model, not a curated record.
UACACAGAGUCUGAUUGCUUCAGGUGUAUGGACGGCAGUAAGGGUGUCGCUGGAGGCCGCCGUGGGGCACUAUGCCUACUUUGACCAGGUCUCUUCAUUGUUGAUGAGACUGACCCGGUCCUGGUCUGUUACCUCCGAAUUUGCAAAGCUUUUCCCCAACUCAGCUGAACUACAGGCCUUAUUCUCCGAGUACCUUACUAGAGUCGUCCGUCUAUGCCAGCAGAUCCUUGCCGUUGCUAGAAGACCAUCAUAUCUGCUAUUGGCAUCAUCUUUGUUUUCUACCUUCGACAAUGAGUUUGGACCAAUCCAGGAGGAACUGAACAUGUACGGGGCUCUGAUCGAGAAGCAGUUCACUCUGCUUACCAGCUCACAGGCGGCGGACAGACAACAAGCAGCGAGAAAAGAGACGGGAGGGAUGAUACGCCGCUUUUCUAAGGCGUGGAGACGACAAUACAUACUCGAACAAAAGCAACAACUCUUGCACCAUCUAUCUCCCCGACAAGGUCAACAGGAUGUAAUAUGGAGACGAGAAAGAAAGCGCGGAACCGCGAGUUGGAUUCUUACCACGUCCGAAUACAAAUCUUGGAAAGCAGGGCAUCAGGCUGUGUUACGAGUUACCGGGCACCUUGGCUGCGGCAAAACUGUUGCGCUUGCUACCAUCAUCGCUGACGCACCGAUGGAAAAGAAGAAGCACGCAGGCUUCAUUUGCAAAAGAGAUGAUCCACACACGCUGAAAGGAUUUACUAUCCUGGGAAGUAUUGCCCAUCAGUUGCUGCAAUCCGGAACAGUCCGUCAAGAGUGGGAAAAAUUGAUCCAAGGGAAUCCUGAUACCUUUCUUGGGGCACUGAGUGUUUCCUUCAUUGUGCAGCUUCUACAGAGCCUUUUGCCGCGGGAUGAAACCUUCUAUGUGAUUCUGGAUGGACUAGAUGAAUGCUCAGAGGAGGAUGUGGAAAUCGUUUUACAAGCCUUACAGGACCUUCGCCAACAACAUCAAAUAUCUGUGUGCUUCUCGACAAGACUGGAUGCCUCUGGCCUUCCAACGAAGCUGACACAGGAAUAUUUGGGCACUGCUGCCGAUCUGUCCUUGAACAAUGUCCUGCGUGAUACAGAAAUUGAGGAGUAUAUCAGAUCGGAGGUGCAAAGACGUAAUGCUCGCCGUGAGCCACAAAUGAGCGACAAGUUGGUGGAGCAGGUUACGAAAGCGCUGGCUGUGGGAGCCCAAGGAAUGUAUCUUUGGGUAUCACUUCAUAUUGAGGCCAUAUUCCCAUCCUACCAUGAAGCCGUCUUGACCAAUGAGUCGGUCCAAGACAUUCUACAUCAUUUGCCGAAAGAUCUUCCACAAGCAUUCGAUCAGGCGCUCGACCGAAUCCCUGACCGCCAGUACGGUGAUCGAAUAUUUCAAUUGGUUGCUGUAGCGGAAACUUGCCUUACCGGGGAACAGCUGAGUGUUGCACUCACUGUCCAACCCGGUGACCCUACCUGGAAUGGGGCCCGGUUGCCUCACAGUCCCAAGCAGGUUGUCUUUCGCUGUGGUGGUGGGUUGCUGGAGAUCGACGAGGAAGAUGACCAAGUUCGAUUCAUCCAUCACAGUGUGAUAUCGCAUAUGGGAGACCGAAAAGUUGGAGUGGACGGCAGCAGCCUUACGCGGAGCUGGAUGACCGAUGCAGAAUCAUUCAUGGGAUCCGUCUGUGUAACGUAUCUCAACUUUGCCGACUUCGACAAACCGCAUCUCACCGAGGAGAAUGGAGCCAGAGUCGAUGUCUUGUGGAGGGCAUUGAUCAACGAUAGACCGCCACAUGUUUCGGUUCCGUGGAAUUCAUCCCUAGAUGGUGAAGGAGGGAUGAUUGUGUACGCGCUCAACAAGUCGCAUGCGUACCUCUUUCGCCAUAUCAUCAGAAGUCAUAUACAGGAUGACCACAUCUUCAUUCAGACACCCUACUUCCUUGUCCUUCUAACGAUCCCUCUCGAGGAUACCUCGACUCAGUUCGCGCUUCACAUGGUCAGAAAGCACUUGGCGGAAAUCAAAGCUGGGAGCAUGGUAGACCACUUGUGGGCCUUGAUCGAAGAGGCAUGCCUCAAGUUAUCCGCCAUCGCGCAUGAUGAAGACUUACUCAAUUCUCUAAGCAGACAAAUAUGUUUGGCUGCUCUCACUGCCUUGGUGCUGCUCCGAAGCACGAGGAACAGCCCAGAUCCCACCGAAGACGAUGUCUUCAAGUUCUUACGCAUUCUCUCAGAAACCGCGGACGACUUAAGCUUCAAGAUGGUUUGUGAUUACCUCCCCAUGGUAGCUGGCUGGGCAUCAGAUCCACAAUCCCUUGCAUUACUUGGAUUACAGAAUGCAGUUGCACACAAUAAUUUCAGCCUGGUUAAGAUGAUCAUGAUGAGCAUUGACGUUGACUUGUCUAUAAUCGACCGCGUUCUGGAAAUGACAAAAGAGAAAUCCGACUCGAUGUUUCGCUCGAAAGUAACCUCGAGAGUAACCUCGCUUUUAAACCACACAAGUCAUGUCAUCAAGGAGCAGCCUGUUGUGGGUAACAACGAUCUGGAAAUCAUUCGAACACAUCUGAUGAACGACGAUGACGAUCAGGCUAUGGAAAGCAUAGAAAGGUGGUUCGGUCGCGGGAGGCCGGGUUGUUCCUCUGUAGCGGACUUGAGCCUUCUCCGCAAGGUUACUGAAUGGGCCAUUAUCUACCGAUGCGAUGAAGUCCUCGAUGCGAUGCCGUGUUUGCCUGAGGCGGUGGAAGCUUGGCCCACAGUUUUACUCGAUGUCAUAACGACCUAUGCGCAGCAUGAAAGACUGAGAAGAGAAGACGACCCUGAGAGAGAGCGCAAAAUCUUUUUCACGUUGGUUAAAGAAGUCCAGAAGCUCGAAUCCAACGACAUGUACCUCACAGGCUCGGAUAGUGGUCCAUCCGUCGACUCGCAAUGGACAGCUCUUCACGCGGCAGCUCUGUGGGAGCCAUACGCCGUUGAUGCGGUUUUGAAACUCUGGCCUGGCGCAACACAUCAAAGAACCACGCAUGGACUCAUGCCCCUUACUGUGUCAAUUUGCGGACGACCAAAACAAGAAGGUUACUCUUCGAUACCUCCUCUAAUGCUGAGUGUUCUCGCUUUACUCCAAGCAGCUACUACUAAUGAUGCCAAAGCGCUUUGCGAAGACUCUCUACUUUCACCACUGCAUUGCUCGAUAGCGUGUUGCCCACCAGACAUAACGGAGGUUCUAGUUGAGCAUGGAGCUACAUGUAACGUUUCUUUAACAAACGCCGAAGACUCCGAGGCCUACAGGAUCCUCAUGAUAGUUGCUUUGCUGGAAAACAGAAUCUAUUACCGCAGCAGUUGGUAUCCGUCGUGGAAGUUACAAGCCAAAACGCUCACGUCGCUUGAGGAAUACUACAGGUAUAAGGGCCCACUGCCUAUGCCCCGGGUUAUGACCCGUCCGUUUUACGACCCCGAAGACGACCCUGAAGGCUACACCCCCAAAAGUAGCUUCAUUUGA